AGCUUGGUUAAACCUAAUUCAAUGGGACACCCUAUAUAAGUAUUCACCAUUGUCGGAACUAUUUUCCGGAAAUGGCAGAAGAGACUAUUUGAUAUAAAUAAAGGCUCCACCACGUGAAUUAAAGUUUAUAACUCUCAAAACAAAUAUGUCAUUAAGAUGUAUAAGUCAUCAUGGAUAUCUUUCAAAAAUUGUUGUUUUUAGUGAAAAUAAAAAAAAGAUAAAUUUUAUAAUUCAGCGUUGUAUUAAGCCAGUGAUUAUUUCAACAAGGACAUUAUCACAGAUUAUCAAUACAGACGCAGAUAUAUUUACAAAAUAUAAAUAUUUACGCGCUGCUAUAUUAAAAUACAAACAAAUAAGAAAGUAUGAAUAUGAAAACAUUAUAAAGAAAAUAAAAAAGCAAAAUGAUGUAACUCCGAACCAAGUAUAUUCACUAUUAAAAUGGAGUAAUAAUAUAAAUGAUUCUUCACCACAUGAAAAAAUGAAACUUGUAGAAUCUUUAUGGAUUAAUUUAGCCAUAUGCAAUUUCAAGCUCAAUGUAGUACAUUAUAAUACACUGUUACAAGUCUACAUAGAUAAUAAUUACAAUUUUUCUCCACCUGACAUAUUGAUGGAAAUGAAAGAUAACGAGAUUUUACCAAAUUUUGCUACUUAUCAUAUGUGUAUUAAGCAUUACUGUAUAAAAGGGAAUGUUAAUGAAGCUAUGUCACUUCUGACCUCUGGCUUUGUGAAAAUACCUUGGCAUUAUUUAAUUCAAAUUUUUAAUACAUUACUGGUUGGCUAUUCUCAAUUAGGGAACAUUAAAUCUGUCGAUAAUAUUCUAUAUAUUAUGGAAAAUAGAAAUAUAAAACCAACUGCAGAUACAUAUGCAGUUGUUAUGUGUACUUAUGCUAAAUUAAAUGACAUUAAUAAAAUAAAAGAAAUAAUACAAGAUUGUCAUUCGCGUAAGAUGUAUUUUACUAAUACACAUAUUUUGAGGGUGAUUUACACAUUAGCUGCAAAUAAUCAUUUAGAAUCUGUUGAUGCUAUGUAUGAGUAUUUAAAGAAUACGUUAAACAUUUCUAAUGCAGAAAUGCAAGUUAUAAUGGAUAUAUUCAAUAUUGGUCAAGUAAAUAUAGUUACAACUUUAUUUUCACAUAUGCUUUCACAAAGCUAUGUCAAAUAUACAAAUACGAAACUACUUCUAAGAUAUGCAAUUGAUGUAAAUUUGGAUCCAAAUAAAAUUAUUGAAAUAUGUAAUUCUUUUAACCACAAUAUAGAACUAUAUAAGAAAUUGUUAUCAUUUGCACUGUAUUAUUCGUUAUCAAAAAAUAGUCAUGUAUCUUUAGCUCUACUCAGAGCAUGUAAACCUCAUUAUACAAUUAAAGCACAUUAUUUUUGGCCACUUUUAAGCAAUUACGGACUGAACUGUGAUUUUGAUGGUAUUUUAAAUAUUCUUACUAUUAUGAUCACAGAGUUUAACAUACCACCUUGUGUUCAUACAAUUUCUGAUUACAUUUUAUCAAUAUUAUUUGUAAGAUCCCCAGAACAUACUAGACAAUUAUUAAUAAAAUACAAAGUAGAUAAAACCGUCGUUAAUAAUGCUUAUUUAUUAAUGUAUUUAAGGACAUUUAGAACAAUUCAAGCAGCAAUAUAUAUGCGAUCUCAUCCAGAUAAAUAUUUUUAUAAAAUACAUAGUCAUGAGCUCAGGAAAGCUUCAGUUCUUAAAAAUGACAUAGAAAGUUUUAUAAUGAUCAGUACUGAACUAUUAGAAAAUACUACAGAUGAUUACAAUCAUAGAAAAGUGUUUGUGUCUAUGGAUAAACAAUUACAGGAUGCAAUGAUUGAUUUAUCAUCUAACAAACAGUGGUUAGCAAAGGUGCUUCAACGUUUAGUAGCUAAAAAUAUUGUAUUAAAACCUGAAACAGUACGGGAAAUAAAUACUUUUCUACAUGGAUAUCUUACAGAUGAUAUAGUAUGUUCACUGGAAAAUUUAGCAAAAAAAACGCCAAGCACGCAAGUAAAGCAUGCACUGUAAAUGAAAUUCUUUAAAGUAUGUGUAACAUAUUGGGAGUAAUAUGAAGCAUAAAAGUUAUAUAAAUAGGAAAUAAUGUUAAAUCAUUAUAAAUCAAAGAUGUACUAUAUAUACUAUAGUAUUUAUAUAAAUAUUUGUAAUUUAUGUAGAAUGAUCUUUUAUGUAAGUAAACAUGUUUUGAGUUAUA
Molecule: messenger RNA, 2198 nt
Organism: Megachile rotundata (alfalfa leafcutting bee)
Lineage: Eukaryota; Metazoa; Arthropoda; Insecta; Hymenoptera; Megachilidae
Gene: bsf
Product: bicoid stability factor
Biological process (GO): regulation of mitochondrial translation
Cellular component (GO): nucleus; mitochondrion
Molecular function (GO): protein binding; mRNA 3'-UTR binding
Source: RefSeq, a predicted model, not a curated record